AUGUUUCCCCAUCAACCUCUCAACUUCACACUCGAGCAGUGGCUCGGAACAGCUAUCAUGUUCCCCAUCCUAACCGUGCUUUUCUACAGAGGCAUCUACAACGAACCACAGGCUCAGGUACACGACGCCACGUCCGAUGCUGCCGCGGCCAUGAUGAAGAACAGAUAA
Molecule: messenger RNA, 168 nt
Organism: Fusarium coffeatum
Lineage: Eukaryota; Fungi; Ascomycota; Sordariomycetes; Hypocreales; Nectriaceae
Exons: 2
Coding region: 1-168 (55 amino acids)
Source: RefSeq, a predicted model, not a curated record